This is a messenger RNA of Amblyraja radiata (thorny skate), 1047 nucleotides long. Its product is annotated as E3 ubiquitin-protein ligase RNF182. The transcript has 2 exons. Lineage: Eukaryota; Metazoa; Chordata; Chondrichthyes; Rajiformes; Rajidae. The record is from RefSeq and is a predicted model, not a curated record. The coding region runs from base 136 to 864 and encodes 242 amino acids.
ACCUUGGUGGAUUCAUCAAAUGGCACUGUUAUUGUUGUUCACUGCUGUGCAAAAGAAGCUUACUGAUAUGACAAUAAACUACAGGCCUGUGGAUUACCCGACAGAAAACAUUCUCCUAGUCUGAAGAUACAAGGCAUGAUCAGUGCAGCUGAAUUAAAGAUGAAUUCCACCGACACAGCAGAUGAAAGUACAGAACUGGAAUGUAAAAUCUGCUAUCAAAAGUACAAUAGCCAUAGUCGAAAGCCAAAGAUACUGGACUGUUUACACAGAGUAUGUGCAAGAUGUCUAAGCAAAAUCCUAGAUACCACUGAUAAUUCCCACUGCAUGAGCUGUCCCUUCUGUCGCAACGAGACAGAGGUCCACAAAGCUGAUAGUCUUCCUGAUGACACAAACAUCAUGUGUAAACUUACAGCGAAGAACAGGACAACAAAGAAUUUGGGUUGCCAAGAGAUAGUUUUGACGCCAAAAAACUUGUCUUCAUCCAAUUCAACCCUUGAUUCUUCUAACUUUUUAGUUAUUACCAUAAGGGAGGUUCAAAUGAAUUCUCCCAUUACUCCAAGAAGGAAUACCAUCUCUGAUUACCAUGCAGAUCAUAGUUUUGAAACAAUGUCCAUUACAUCCCAAAGUAGAAUUGAUCAAGAUGUGUUCUCUAAAAUUUGUACCCGUGUGCCAAGGAUACUCGUGUGGUUGUUAGGUUUCUUCUAUUUCAGCUCACUGCCACUUGGAAUUUAUCUUUUGGUCAUCCAAAAAGUGACUCUUGGUAUUGUUUGUGUCAGUCUUGUUCCUUCCAGUUUGACAGUUUGCUUGGUCUACGGUUUUUGUCAGUGCCUCUGCCAAGGUAUAUGUGAUUGUUCGAGAAACUAACAGCCACUAUAAUAAAAUAUGGAUUUGAUCAGCACCCCAAUUAAAACCAUAGCUUGUCAUGGGACCAUGCAUACAUAAACAUUGGGUAAAUCAUUUAAAAUAUCUGCCAGGCUGUGGGAUUUACUCCCAAUGAUCCGAGCUCUAAUUGCAAAGAGCAGCUUUACAUUAACCUCAGCAACCCCA